AUGGCCGCCUUUGUGACCUGGAUGCAGAAGGUCUGGUCCAGGUACCUGGCCUUGAAGGAGCUGCGGGCUCUGACUGGCGAAUACAUCGUGAAGGACCUUUCGGAGUUGAAGCUGCCCUCGGAAGCAUCUCAGGCUUUCGAUGUGGAGGCGGGCUCGGCGCCGCCGCCGGAG
This is a messenger RNA of Symbiodinium necroappetens, 171 nucleotides long. NCBI's taxonomy places the organism in Eukaryota, Dinophyceae, Suessiales, Symbiodiniaceae. The record is from the annotation of a GenBank genome assembly.